AUGAGCAGCAAAAAAUUAGGAAAUUCUACAGAUGACGAUGUCAUUAAGAAGAGCAAGAGAUUUUCAUUGAACCCAUCUGACAAAGAAGACUCUUUGAGCACUACAAAUAUAAGCUCUAAAUCAUCACAAAAAGACAGAAAGGAUUUGAAGAGAUCUCAUCCAAAGUCAAUUGGUACUGAUUCAAGCGAAAGCAGUAGUAGCAGCAGUGACAGUUCAAGUGAGGAUGAAAGAAGUAGCUCCAAAAAAUCAGCCAAUCAUCAUCAUGUUCCCCUCGAGCCUGAACAAAAGAGAGCAAAAAAUGAAAAAUCAAAUGACUUUGAUCAUAAUCCUCACCUCAAUCCCUUUACUAAUAGACCUUUCUCACCAGCUUAUUAUAAAAUCUUAGAGAAAAGAAAGGUACUACCAGCAUGGGAAGCUCGAUAAAAAGUUGUAGAACUUGUGAAGUAAUAUUAAGUUCUUGUACUUUAAGGGGAAACUGGUAGUGGAAAAACUACAUAGGUACCAUAAUUCUUAUUAUUAGCAGGAAUAGCUAAAGGAAAAGCUAUUGCUUGCACUUAACCAAGAAGAGUAGCAGCUAUGAGUGUAGCAAAGCGUGUUAGUGAAGAAAUGGAUGUUGCAUUAGGAUAAGAAGUAGGUUAUACAAUUAGAUUUGAAGAUAGAUCAGGACCUAAAACUGUUUUAAAGUAUUUGACAGAUGGUAUGCUUUUAAGAGAGGCAAUGAAUGAUCCAAUGCUUUCAAGGUAUGGAGUUAUUAUACUUGAUGAAGCUCAUGAAAGAACUCUAUCAACUGAUAUUCUAUUUGGUCUUAUAAAAGAGGUCUUGCCUAAGAGAAAAGACCUUAAAAUUGUAGUUAUGAGUGCUACUCUAAAUGCGGAAAAGUUCUAAGAGUAUUUCGAAGGAGCCCCUAUGAUUGAUGUACCAGGUAGAAUGUAUCCAGUAGAAAUUUUUUAUACUCCUGAGCCUGAGAAAGAUUACUUGAUCGCAGCAAUUAGAACUGUUAUUUAGAUUCAUAUUGUUGAGGAUGAAGGUGAUAUUCUUUUAUUCUUAACAGGAGAAGAAGAGAUUGAAUAAGCUUGUAGAGAAAUCAGAGAUGAAGUUAAAAAACUUGGCAAUGAGGUUGGAGAUAUGUUAGUAGUUCCUCUAUAUUCUUCUUUACCACCGGCUUAAUAAUAGAGAAUUUUCGAUUAAGCACCACCUAAAAAUAAAAGAGGUGUUCCAGGGCGUAAAGUUGUUGUAUCAACAAAUAUUGCAGAGACCUCUUUAACCAUUGAUGGAAUAGUCUAUGUGAUUGAUCCAGGUUUUGCAAAAAAUAAGAUCUAUAAUCCAAGAUUAAGAGUUGAGUCUCUUCUUGUUUCCCCCAUCAGUAAGGCUAGUGCUAAGUAAAGAGCUGGUAGAGCUGGAAGAACUAGACCUGGCAAAUGCUUUAGACUUUAUCCAGAAAGAGCAUUUGAAAAAGAACUUAAAGAAAAUACAUAUGCUGAAAUCUUGAGAUCAAAUUUAAACUCAGUUGUCUUAACUUUAUUGAAACUAGGAAUUUAAGACAUAGUUCAUUUUGAUUAUAUGGACCCUCCUGCUCCUGAGACCUUGAUGAGAGCUCUCGAAGAACUUAAUUAUCUUGGAGCACUUACUGAUGAUGGUAAAUUAACUCAAAUUGGAAUGAGAAUGAGUGAAUUCCCAUUAGAUCCUCAAAUGUCUAAGGUCCUACUUUCAGCUGAGAAGCUAUAAUGUGUGAAUGAGGCUGUAUCAAUUAUUGCAACUCUUAAUGUUCCUAUGAUAUUCCUUAGACCUAAAGAUCAAUAAAGUGAAGCAGAUGCAGCAAAGAGUAGGUUUGCUCAUGAAGAUGGUGACCAUCUUACCUAUUUGAAUGCUUUCAAUGCCUACAAGUUAAAGAAAGAAAGCCCUGACUGGUGUUAUGAUCAUUACCUUAAUUCCAGAGCUCUUAAACAAGCUAAUGAUGUCAGAGAAUAACUAUUAUAAAUCAUGGUUAAGAUUGGAAUGAAAAUACAAAGCAAGCCAAUGAAUGAUCCAGAUUACUAUCAGAACAUAAAGAAAGCAAUUUUAUCUGGAUACUUCAUGCAGGUCGCUCAUUUACAAAGGGCCGGACAUUAUCUAACUUUUAGAGAUGACUAAGUAGUGGCAAUACAUCCAAGUUCUACUCUUGAUCACAAACCAGAAUGGUGUAUGUACAACGAAUUCGUUUUAACAUCUAAAAACUAUAUAAGGACAGUGACUGAGAUCAGACCAGAUUGGCUCUUCGAAAUCGCCCCUGAGUACUUUGACUUAGAUGAAAUAAAGAAUAGUGAAGCUAAGAGGAAGCUUGAAAGAGUCUACAAAAGAAUGAAGGAGAGUGAUGAGUGA
Molecule: messenger RNA, 2358 nt
Organism: Stylonychia lemnae
Lineage: Eukaryota; Ciliophora; Spirotrichea; Sporadotrichida; Oxytrichidae
Source: the annotation of a GenBank genome assembly